Penicillium manginii is the source of this 306-nucleotide messenger RNA. RefSeq lists its product as uncharacterized. The transcript has a single exon. NCBI's taxonomy places the organism in Eukaryota, Fungi, Ascomycota, Eurotiomycetes, Eurotiales, Aspergillaceae. The record is from RefSeq and is a predicted model, not a curated record. Bases 1 to 306 code for a protein of 101 amino acids.
AUGAUAAGGCCAAAGCUUGCGGUUACUGGCUACUUUAUUGACCAUGACUGGGAGUACCAAGAGCUCCUUCUUGGCUUUGAGCAUCUCUCGGGUAACCACUCCACUAUGGAUCUUAGUGAGGUGCUAAUCAAACUCCUCCAACAGAAUGAGCUUACAGAUCGAGUACUCACAAUCACCACUGACAAUGCGUCAAAUAAUGUUACCUUGAUGGCUUACGUGAAUGUCACUAUUCAAUCCCUAGAGCUAAGUGAGAGCUCUACGUACCUUGAAAUGAUGGAAUUGAGUCAAAACUCAUCUUCCUUGUAG